AUCAGCCCGGAAAGUCAUGAGCUUCACCACUGAGGAGAGGGGAAGGCCAAACACGCAAGACUACAGAGUGUUUUUCAAGAACUCAGAGGGAAAAUACAUCUCCCCAUUUCACGACAUACCCAUCUACGCAGAUGAAGCCCAGAACAUAUUCCAUGCCGUUAUUGAGGUUCCAAGAUGGACAAGUGCAAAAAUGGAGAUUGCGACCAAAGAUCCACUGAACCCUUUAAAGCAGGACAUAAAGAAAGGACAGCUUCGCUACGUGUGCAACGUGUUCCCACACAAAGGUUAUAUCUGGAACUACGGAGCAAUCCCGCAGACUUGGGAAGACCCACACCACAAAGACGAGGACACGGGGUGCUGCGGUGACAACGACCCAAUUGAUAUCUGUGACAUCGGCAACAAGGUAUGCUCUCGAGGUGAAAUAAUCAAGGUGAAGGUGCUGGGGACGUUGGCACUGAUUGACGAAGGAGAAACAGAUUGGAAAGUCAUUGUAAUAAACACUGAGGACCCGGAAGCCAGCAACUUCAAUGAUAUUGAUGAUGUAAGGAGGCUGAAACCUGGUUACCUGGAGGCAACACUAGAUUGGUUCAAAAUGUACAAAGUUCCAGACGGAAAACCUGAAAACCAGUUUGCCUUCAAUGGAGAAUUCAAAGACAGGGACUUUGCCAUUCAGACAAUCAAAGACACUCAUGGUUUUUGGAAAGCUCUGAUUUCCAAAAAGACUGAUAGCGGUGAACUAAACUGCAUGAACACCUGUGUGUGUGACAGCCCAUUAUGCUGCUCCAGUGAUGAAGCGAAAGCUGUUGUUAACGCAACAAGUCCUUUAGGUCACUCAGAACCCAUUCCAAAUUCAGCUGACAAAUGGUACUACUACAACAAGACCUAGUCAAGCUGAUGCUCACCAUUGUGGAAAUUUAAAAAGAAAUGGAACCAAUCAUCAAAACUUACAUAACUUACAUUAGCAAUUGCCACAGAUCACUGUUGCUAUCAGUUCUCCUCUGCUCUGUAUAUUUUCAAAGGAAAAAAAGAAGCAAGGAUUUUGACAAAGAAAUGUGUUUGUCCCAGU
Molecule: messenger RNA, 1066 nt
Organism: Alosa sapidissima (American shad)
Lineage: Eukaryota; Metazoa; Chordata; Actinopteri; Clupeiformes; Clupeidae
Gene: ppa1a
Product: inorganic pyrophosphatase 1a
Exons: 11
Coding region: 17-886 (289 amino acids)
Biological process (GO): phosphate-containing compound metabolic process
Cellular component (GO): cytoplasm
Molecular function (GO): magnesium ion binding; inorganic diphosphate phosphatase activity
Source: RefSeq, a predicted model, not a curated record